AUGUUGUUGUUGGAAGGGUUGCCAAAGCUGGAGAGUAUCUACUGGAGUCCUCUUCCCUUUCCAUUUUUGAAGCGCAUAGUGAAAAUAGAAUGUCCAAAAAUGAGAAAGUUUCCCUUAAAUGCUACAAGUGUCUCACGAGUUGAUGAGCUUUCAAUAAUAAUGAAGUCUGAAGAGGAAUUUCAGCUUGAAUGGGAGGACGAAGAUACCAAAAACCGUUUCUCGCCUUUAAUCAGUCUGAGAGAUGUAAACACCCUUCAAUCUGGCUCCAUGCUUCCAUCUCCGGUGUUUUCUCUUCCGGUUUCUUGA
Molecule: messenger RNA, 306 nt
Organism: Eruca vesicaria subsp. sativa (arugula)
Lineage: Eukaryota; Viridiplantae; Streptophyta; Magnoliopsida; Brassicales; Brassicaceae
Source: the annotation of a GenBank genome assembly